CUGAUUGUUGAAUUAAUGCUGUUGUUGUUGACUUUCUUUAAAACAGCUGUAACAUCCAGCAGCGGCACUACAUCCUCUAAUUCGAUAAGAUGUCGGCUAUGUAAUAGAGCUAACACCCUUUCAGACUGUAACAAACUUGUUACAUGUGACAGUACUUUGGAGGACUGUUUCAUGGACGAGGGGAUAACAGAUCAGCUUACUACAGUGUACGUUGGUGGAUGCAGAGCGAAAGACGUAUGUUCCCAGUCAGGAAGAAAAAGGAGAGGCGAUCUAUUAACUUGCUCGAGGUGUUGUGGUCUUGAGGACUGUAACAAACGUCUUUGUGGCAUAAAAGAUGAUACUAUAAACUCGUCUCAAUGCUAUUCUUGCGAUCACAGAACUUCCGUGCAAUCUGAAGUGAAGGACCCAAUGAAAUGUGUCACAUUAGACACGUGCCAGCCCAACGAGAUGUGUUACGCCAACCAGGCCGACAUUGGCGGCGCAGACACGUUCUUCUACGGUUGUAUGAGCAAACUGCGAUGCGGAAUUCUCAUGCAACAAGCAUACGAAUAUUAUAAGAUCUGUGUGGCUAACGUCACUGCGCCGCCCAUUGGAGAAACAUGGCUUACCUAUUGCGGAAACACUGCCAAACGAUCAACAGAUCUAUGUCAUUCAUGCUGCGACUACGGCGGGUGUAACUACGGAACAUGUAAAGAAUUAAACGAACGGAUGUUUAAACUGGCAAUUAACGGGAAGUUUGACAUGAAGACACUCAAACCUACAUAAACAUCAGAAAGGAGCUGUUGCAUGUAUGCAUGUCAUUCAUAUUCUUUUCUAUAAGAAAAUAAAACAUGACAUGUAGUACUGAGA
Molecule: messenger RNA, 849 nt
Organism: Mercenaria mercenaria
Lineage: Eukaryota; Metazoa; Mollusca; Bivalvia; Venerida; Veneridae
Exons: 8
Coding region: 16-765 (249 amino acids)
Source: RefSeq, a predicted model, not a curated record